UGGCAUUCUGGGACACAAACAGUAGACGGAAUGAAUAGGUGUAACAGCGACAAUAACGGCACCGUGCACACUGGGAGCAAAUACUAAACCACAGCCGCGGGUGGAGAGAUACGGAGCUGACAGCACGUUUAUUCUAGUGCCAUACAGUCCUACCGGCUCUGUCUGCGAAGGAAGCUGUGCCGAGGGCCGUGUUGUUCGGGAUGUUCUGAGAAAUGCAUCCGUGGACUUUAUCCACGCAGCGGGCUAGUUAGCUACCGACGGGAGUGAGUAGUCAACAGUGCUGUGAUUUGUGAUUUGCUGGAGGAUUGACUUGACUAGGACGGACAGGGAUAAUGGAUCAGUCGAAGAAGUUGAUAUUUUCGCAGUAAUUUGCUUUUAAGCAUUUUGGGACUGCACAUUGUCGGACCUGAUCAUCUGCCUCACCUCGUCUUGGACAUGUCUUCGCUGGAAAUGGCGUGUUUGUCAGGUAGAAAGGACACAGUUGUAGGCUGUAAACUCAUAAACUGUCGUGUAACUCAACGGGUUUAUCCAAGAUAGGUACUAUGGCAGGGACAAGAUAAGUAAACUAUUACUAAGUGCUGCCCAACAUAGGAUGCUCAGAGACUCAAAGCAAUGUAAUGUCAAAGAUAGAAUUAUCAUUUGCAUAGUGAAAGACAUACUUGUACUUGUUAUAAAACGAGACAACUCCCUGGACACCAGACAGUGUAUUAGACAGUGCCGCUUCUGUGGAUGAAAGGUUAGGCAGCUUGCGCAGACCUGAGGGGCCAGCAUGUCCAUGUCAGGGCCCACAGCUGUACAGCUGUUCUCCAAACUCCUGAAACACGCCGCGGGCAAAGCACAGAUCCAAUUUAACCGCUGGCUGCAGAGGACCGCCACCGAGGAGUGUGACAAAAUAGACAUUCUCAUCUGCAGCGCCUUUGACGAGAGGAGCGGUGGUCUGGGCAAAUCUGAUGGAGACUCUGAUGUCCUCGGUGACAGUGCAGGGACCCCCGCGCCAGCGGAAUUUAGACACCCGUGUUGCAUCACCACUUGUUGCUUUAAGAGUGCCCUUCUGGCCUGUAUCCUGACUCUAGUGUGCUUCUCCUCUGUCGCCUUGGUGAGGCAGUACCUCAAGGACCUGCUGCUCUGGGUAGAGAGCCUGGACAGUCUAGUAGGAGCCAUGUUAUUCAUAGUAGGCCUCAUCAUAGUGUCAUUCCCGUGUGGAUGGGGCUACAUUGUCCUUAAUGUGGCUGCUGGAUACCUCUACGGCUUUGUGCUGGGCAUGGGGCUUGUGAUGGUGGGUGUGUUGAUAGGGACCUUUGUGGCACACCUGGUUUGUAAACGGCUUCUCUCGGACUGGGUCCUGAACAAAGUGGGCAACAGUGAACAGCUCAGUGCGGUCAUUCGAGUGGUGGAAGGCGGAAGUGGAUUAAAAGUUGUGGCCUUAGCAAGACUUACUCCCAUCCCAUUUGGGCUCCAAAAUGCAGUUUUCUCGAUCACAGACGUGUCCUUGCCAAACUACCUGGUGGCCUCCUCUGUGGGUCUGUUGCCCACUCAGCUCCUGAACUCUUAUCUGGGCACGACGCUCCGCACCAUGGAAGACGUCAUCGCCGAGCAGAGCAUCAGCGGGUACUUUGUGUUCAGCUUACAGAUCGUCAUAAGUAUUGGCCUGAUGUUCUACGUGGUGCACCGGGCUCAGGUGGAGCUGAACGCUGCCAUCGCCGCCUGUCAGAUGGAACUUAAGUCGUCCCAUAUGAACGGCUCCUCGUCCAAUCACAGUGGCUUCAGCUACUGCAGCAAGAGGCCCCACGCUGGCGGGACAGGGAACUGCAUUAAUGUGGUGUGAAAAAGACCCCAGUAUCAAUGACUACUCCAAACCAGCUGUCCUCCGCUAUGAGAACCAUGGGAUAGCUUUACUCAGUUGUCAGCAGCAAAUUCUGUCCUCCACUUCUGCCACUUUAGCCUGUUUGAGGUCCACAGACUUGCUUAUGGCUACUUGCAGUGUUUAGGAUUAUUUCGAAUUUGCUAGGUACAUAUUGCACACUACUGUUACAGGAGAUGUCAAAAACACAAGUCAUUUAAAUAGAGGUCAACAUUGACUUCUGGCUUUAUUUAACUCUGAAUGUGCAAUCUGGAGCUUACAAACCACAGCUGUACAUUAUAGUGUCAAAGAUAUGCUAACCUAUGCACCUUUCCUGCCAUUGGUCUGUUAUCACUGAUCUUACCAUUAAUAAGGGCAUUUACAUUUUUACACAGUCAUUUUUACUGUAGCUACAGUCUUAGUUAAAAUUGAUUUAGUACACUCAGAGUGACUUAUUUCAAGCAUUUUACUGAACGGAGUGCUGUACAUCGCAACAAAAUGAUCAGUACUAGUAUACACACAAUGCACUCUUUUGGCUUCUGUUUUAGUCAAUACAAAAAGUGAAUUCCUUCAUAAAUUAACUGGAGUUCUGUAAUGAAGUAUCUUGUUCAGUAUCAAAACCACACAGCCCUACGCUGUGUGGGAAUUGAACCACAAACCACAAAUAUGGUUAGGCCUGCCACAAUAACAAAUAAAUAAACAGCACAAUGAAACACUUGAAUAGUUGGUGUAAAUGACAAAGCUCAAAGUGCAAAGAAAUGUACAUAUAAUAAAUGCUGAGCUCAAAAGAUGUUUUUGUUUGGACCACACAUUGAACAAUAAAUUUAUAUAGUAGUUAUUGUGACAGGCUUAAGUGUUAUAUAACCAUCACAACUAAAUAUUUCACUCUUUGUGUACUCUAUUUUACUAUUGUGAAUUGAACAUACAGUAAUGGUACUCUUAUUAUUUUAGUUUAUUUAAACAUGGGACUGUAGACUGUUUGCUUUGAGACAGAGAAAGGCUGUAGUUAGCAGCAGCAGCCUCCUCCCUGCGCUCCUGUGGUUUGUGCUGAGUGGAGCCGCCGUCCUGGAGAUGGUUUUAGCUCUGGUGCAGUUUUGAUAAGAGCAGCUGGAGAUCGGAGCAGAUUCACAGCGGGAAACUCUGGACCGUUCAGGAAAAAAAAGUCCAAGUCAGCUCCACAGCCGCUCGCCACAUGUCCACAAACAUUUAUUCACACACUCAGCUCAAACACAGCUGAGACGAGAUGUCCUCUGACGUUUUAUUUUUUACGAUAAAAUUAUUUAGUAUUAGUACAUUGAUGACUCUUGAUUGACUCUUUGUUUAGAAAUUCUGUGCAAUACAUGGAAGAAUGAUGAAAUUGAAUGUCAUAUAUAUUUUAGUGCUGAAACCAAACUAAUGGGAGAUUACUAACCCAAACAUUAAUUUUAGUGUAUAAAGCUAUGCUGCAUAGGAGGCAGUUAUUUUUAUGCUAUUUUCAGAGGUAAGGGACAUGUGACUUUUAUUUUUACGAUUCAUGUACUACUACACCAGGGCCACUGUAGUUGUUUUGCACAGUCCACCACUACAAACUACAACUGUUAGUUCAGUUGGAUCAUGUUUGAUCUAUAGUUGAACCGAUGUGUCUGAAGCUGACAAUCAAACACCACAUGGACACUACGAAUGAAUGUUUUUAUUUUGUAUGUGUAUAAUUGUGACGCUGCUCCUGACUGGGAGAUUAUAAGGGCUCUCCACACUCCUCCUCCCUCUGUUGGUUCACAAAAGCCAGGUUUUUAGGCUUGUGUUGAUUUAAUUUUUGUAAUAUUUACAUCACAACACAUUCCAUACCAUGUCAGUCCCUUAAAAUUGUAAUGCUGUUUAUGCUAAAUAGUUUUGUUCACUGCUUGCUGGUUGAAAGGCUCCAUCUUUUCUGAUAAGCAAUAAUGAAUGAAAGCAAAAUAUAUGAGAUGAUCGUUAGCCUAGUUACAUUGUAGAGCACAUGGUGACUUUGGCUCAAUUUUGUAAAGAUGUAUUAUUUUACUUGAGUGAACAAAAGUCUUGAUCCAUAUUCCACUGUAUGGUGUAGUGUGUACAUUCCCAGGUUUGUGUUAUGGUCUGCCUUUUACCUCCCGCUGCCUCUGACACAUUUUUGUGCUGCCUACAAAAGUGAGACGAUGUCAUGAGACGCACCAAUUUAUGUGAGCAGUACAGCUCCUCAGAUUAACUUUGUGAGAGGGUAUUUGAACUUAAGAAUAUCAAAUGUAGUUUUUAUGAUAGUAAAUGUCGUACUAUAGAUACAUAAGCUUGAUUAUGAAGUAGGAAUUAAGAUGUAUAACAUGAACACUCUCUAAACAAAGUGCCAUUUGUGAAGCUGUCCUGUUUGGAAGAACUGGAAGUUACGCCAUGUUUAAUGCAAAAACCAAACUCAUGAAACUUGAUUGGCCACCAUCAUGGAUAGUUCCCAUAUUUCAGCCUCGUAUCCAUGACUUUGCAGACUGUACAGUGACUACAGUGCAGGCACAGGCUCCGGUUCUUCCGAGGUGGGCUCUACUUAAAACUUUAGAUCUAGUUAUGCAACAACAGAUUCCUGAGGGAAGUAUAUUUCAUAGCCACCCACACAGACCUGGAUUUGGGGCAAAGUCGCUAAAUGGGUCAUGUUUGGUGCUAUGAAAUGCUAUACUUCCCAUCUGUAUCAAGUGCAUUACUCUUAUACUGUAUUUUGUAAUACAGAUAAUUUUACAGUGUAUAAAUAAUGAUAUUUAUCACUGUACAAUGCUUGUUCAGUGUUAUUUAUGAGAAAAUAAAAUUAUCUAAGUUUUUUUUCUUAA
Messenger RNA from Periophthalmus magnuspinnatus, 4644 nucleotides. It is a transcript of the gene tmem64, whose product is annotated as transmembrane protein 64. The record is from RefSeq and is a predicted model, not a curated record. The coding region runs from base 770 to 1825 and encodes 351 amino acids. NCBI's taxonomy places the organism in Eukaryota, Metazoa, Chordata, Actinopteri, Gobiiformes, Gobiidae. The transcript has 3 exons.